AAAAAUUUGACAAAUAUUCUCACACAUACUACUGGUACAGUAGUGCGUCUCUGAAAUUCUCCAUUAAUUUUGAGAAAUUGUAGAAUCGGAGAAAUUAAAUCCUAAAUAUAUCGAAAUUCGUAUACCAAGUCUUGCGGUUCUAUAAUUCUUCUACGCAUGUGUAGGAGCUUCCCACACAAGCCGCCGUGUUGAAUUUGCAGUUCCAUUCACGUUCCGUUUACCUAAGCCUGUCUUAUAAGAUCGUGAUCCUGAUAAUGCGAUAGCGAGAGCGAGACGAUCGCAAGCGCCAUCAAACGGUCAGGAUCGUGAAACGUAGCUCGGAGAGGAAACGCUCGCGCCCGGUAGUGCGGUAGUUGUCUCCCAUCUACGUAGAGUCACAGACGCAUGACCGUGUGUACUGUGCCGCUGACAAUGAGCCGCGGCGGUGACUGUGAUAAGUGAUCGCGUACCCUUCCUCGUCGCUAAACGCGUAGUGGCAGUGGAGAAAGAUAGUACUUGGGCCGCGGGAAGAGUCUACCUCUUGAUGACUCGCGCUUUACGCAAGGCGCAACGUAGCCGGAGCCCACAAUUAUGUUCGAUGUACCGCCCAAGUUCUACGAGCUGUGUCGCCUUUGUUUAUCGUCGGACGGUGUCAAAUUGUCCAUAUUCGAGGAGGAGGGCGCCCAGCGAAACUUCGCCGAUAAGAUACUGACGUGCCUGUCGAUUACGGUGAAAGAUGGAGAUUCGUUGCCACCAAUCAUUUGUCACCGGUGCGUAUACAAGUUGGAUGUGCUGCACAACUUCCGUGAAGUGUCACACAAAUCUGAUGUCAUACUCAAACAGUACCUGGAUUAUGCCAAGCAGUUAUCAUCGCACGAUGAUCAGAAGAAAUCUUUCUCCACUGCCAAAGUAGCAGGCUUAAGUCCUCUACAAUCAUUUCUCCAAUUGAACAAGACGCUGUUCAAUGAGGAGCCUAACUCUCCGGCCAGCAUUAAUCAAAACGUUAUACCUCAGACGCAAACGCAUCAUUUGGAGUUGCGCGCCAAUGACAUGCCCGAGCAUGAUAACAUUAAGUGUGAACCAGAGGAUGAUACGUGCUCGAAUAGUUCCGAUCCGGACAGAUUAGAGAUCGAAGAUCGGGACGAGCAGGAUACAGAGGGUGAAGAGAACGGUUACGAUAUGACCAUUAACAAACGGAUGAAAAUGGAAAAUUAUGAGGAAUCAAAAUCGAGUACCCCGAAUCGCAGCCCGGUGAACAGAAUGGACACGCCUGAAAGUAAUUGUUCGGAUACAAACAUCGACCAAGAGACGACCAAGUUAUGGCAGGCGCUAGCAAACAAUAGGAGUUUAGAGAUCACCAGGACGAAUGGCGAUAAACUGAACAACGGGUUUACUGGCGAGGCUACGAAUCUACUCCGUUCUUUAAUCAAUAACAGACAAAUCGGCAUUACCGCUGUCGAUUCGGACAGGGUAUCACCGCAAAUCAGGUUUUAUAGGGACACUCAAGGGACGACGAUCGAACGUACAGUACCUGACUGUUCUGUACUCGGCAAUCGUACCAACGUCCCGUGUAUGGAAAAUAAGGGAACUUCCGUGGACAGCAAUCCGUCCAGUCCAGCCAGCGUCGGUCGGAAAGAGACGAAGGGUCGUAGAAAACAAAGUUAUCCCAGUAAAGCUCCGAUGAGUCCAGACGUUGUUAAUUAUCAGCACGAGUCGAGCGAGGAGCAAGCACAAGAUUUUACGGCAUGGUCGAAUAAGAUGAAGGGAAAGGUAGAGGACCAAAAACAACAAUUCGAUCAGCACAGUGGGAACAUGGCGAAGAAGGUAGACAUGUCCUGCACAAAUUGCGGCACGAUGACCACGACUAUUUGGAGAAGAAACAUGAAAGGGGAAAUGGUCUGUAAUGCUUGCGGGCUGUACUACAAACUUCACGGAGUGAAUCGUCCGGUUACCAUGCGGAGGGACACGAUACACACGCGUAGACGUAGACCGAAAGGCGAAAAACCGACGAGGCACAGAAAAAAAGGUGACGCGAUUAUAGCACCGCAGCCGGAGCAGAUGGAUGCAGAAAGUGCGGACAUGCUGGCAGCUCUUCGACGGCAAAUCCAGCCCCACUUAAUGAUGGCAGCGUUAACGCCGCCUCGUAUACCUGGUGCCCAUGCACCAGCCCCUACCGCUCAACUUAAUUACUCUCUUCCUUUACCUAGUUACAUAAUGCAUCAGCAUGUAAAAGCGGAAGGGCGAGAGCAAUGUCACUUAUCUGCAGAGGCAGAAGAAACCGACGAGGGAGACGUAGAGAACGUCUCGGACGUACCGUUGAACCUAGUCGCGACAUCCUUGUCCGAAGAAGCGCACUGAAAACCGAGCAGCUUCAGGUUCAUUCACUGCUGAUAGGUACACGAUAAAUAUUAAGAAUCUCUAGACAGAGUAAGUCUGUCCGGUGAUACACAGGGUGUAGAAGACGAGAUUGUUCUCCUUUCUGCCACACUCAAUUCUCGUCCAUACGAUCCUCUUUUUUGAGCUCUCUUUUUUCCCCUUAUUAUUCUCGAGAAUUUAAAAGAAAAAUGACGAACAAACAAACAAGAAAGAGGUGGUAGAAUAUUGGGGAUGUGUACAUAUUAUAUCCCUUUAGCUACCAAGCCCGUGGUGCAGAGCGCACGAACGAACGAUGAUAUUAAAUACGCAGUAUUAAUUACUUAUUCAAAAUAUGUACAUAUAUAUACACGAAUACGAAGAAUAUUUUUAUACAAAAUUUUCUACGCUUGCAGCUAUUAGAGAGCGAGACGGGCGAUCGUUGUACAUACACGCGCAAAUUGUUCUUUCGGUGUCGCACGAUAUUUUAAAAAAUGAAAAUGUGGUGGUCGUUGUCUGUUUCCUUAAUGACGUAAAAAAAUCAGUCACCAAUGAUAAAAACGUUUUUAGAACGGUGCUAGCAUACUGUUCGCGGAAAGGUGUAGAAAGUAAAGAAAAUAGCUUAUUGUUAGAAUUCACUGAACGAUUAGUGAACAAAAAUUCAACCGUUUUGUUCCACGGGCUUUUAGCUGUCAGUGACGUUACAAUCAUGAUGGUCUCGUUGUUUUGCGUAAUAUUUAAACUAAAACACGACCCAGCUGAACUUGAGCUAACGAACGAAAUCUAUUUUUUAAUUGGCUUUAACGAGAUGUGAAAUGGAACAGAAAAACGGUUGCACGAUGCGACAAAUAGUUUGCUAAAUCUGGUUUGCCAAAUUAGAUUCGAGCCAGUAUAAAAAGGAACAUAAUCUAGUGGCCUUUCAGCGAUUUAUCUAUUCUCUCUUCCCCUUUUUUUAGCAAACUUGUCUCGCGCAGGAUACGAUCUUAAUUAUCUAGACGACGUAGAUAUAUUUUUACAUAAGCACGAGACUGCCGAUGUAAAUCACGUUUUAAAUACUCUUUCUACCGUUCACGUAUUCUUUUUUCUCCCUCGAAAUAUCGUCUCGACGAAGCUUCUCACGACUGUCCCGUUGACGUUACAGUCAUCAAUUAAUUUGUACUUAAAGCAGCAGCACACCACCAUAUAAAAGCUAAGAGACUCCGAAAGCAAUAAGUAAAACGCGAUGGUACGUAGGAUAGAUUGUCGUCAAACAAUACUCGUUUCGCGUGCUCUCUCGACGACAAUUCAAUAAUAAUUCUUCAGGAAGUAAUAAUACUUAGAUAAACAUUCAUUUAUAUGCCGGAACGUUAAAACAUAACAAAUUUUAUUGCUCCACGAUUACUGUAGGUGCUACCCCCCCACAAAUUUCUUCCUUAUCCGUUUCUCAAAUAGAUAAAAUUUUAACCGUGACUGUGAUUUCUUUUCGUUAUUAUUAGACCGCGGGUUUUAUGCAUUUUUAAAG
This is a messenger RNA of Ceratina calcarata, 3832 nucleotides long. Its product is annotated as transcription factor stalky. Gene Ontology annotation, molecular function: RNA polymerase II cis-regulatory region sequence-specific DNA binding; DNA-binding transcription factor activity, RNA polymerase II-specific; zinc ion binding. Bases 571 to 2337 code for a protein of 588 amino acids. The transcript has 8 exons. Gene Ontology annotation, cellular component: nucleus. Gene Ontology annotation, biological process: cell fate commitment; negative regulation of transcription by RNA polymerase II; positive regulation of transcription by RNA polymerase II. NCBI's taxonomy places the organism in Eukaryota, Metazoa, Arthropoda, Insecta, Hymenoptera, Apidae. The record is from RefSeq and is a predicted model, not a curated record.